Leishmania braziliensis MHOM/BR/75/M2904 is the source of this 1497-nucleotide messenger RNA. RefSeq lists its product as hypothetical. NCBI's taxonomy places the organism in Eukaryota, Euglenozoa, Kinetoplastea, Trypanosomatida, Trypanosomatidae. The record is from RefSeq and is a predicted model, not a curated record. The coding region runs from base 1 to 1497 and encodes 498 amino acids. The transcript has a single exon.
AUGGAGUCGAAGGUGAUUGCGUUGCUUAAUUCACGACCACUGUUGACAGUGGUCGAGGCUGCCGCACAGCUUGAGGUGUCUCAGGGGGAUCUUCUGCCCAUCUUCGCCUCCAUUGCCGCCUCCCACGAAGGUGUCUACAAACUUCUAUCGAGAUCGGUCGAGGAGGCAGCCAGCGGCAGCGCCACGGCAGUUGUGCUGCGCAAGGCAGAUCCGCUCAACGAAGACACCUCCGCUUAUGCGCUGCUCUCCCUGGCGUGUUCCUUGAAUGUAACGACGUCGUCAAGACCGCUGCAGUUGCAUCCCAGCGCUGCGGCAUCGCUGCGCCCAUAUCCACUAGUGUCAAGGACCGUCAUGGAAACCCGCACGGCCGCGACAUCCCAGUCGCUGCCGCAGCCUGCAGCACUGGUGUCGCCGGUAGUGUUACCGCUCCCAGCCGCUGCGCCAACUGAAGCUGAGCUGCCAAAACCAGAAGUCAGUGGGCCUGCGGUGAUCUCAUCGCUUGCUGCAACGCCAGCUGCCCUGACAGUACCGCCACUCGUGUCGGAAGAGCCGCCUCAAAGCACGCCGGCUUCUGCGACUGCAGCUCCUCUCAAGGAAGAGAAAGCUCUUCGAGCUCCGUCGCCGAUGGCUACCAUCUUCGAUAAAAUGAAAGAGGCCGCUGCCACAAAGCGACUUCGCAUGGCGGAUGCGGCAGCAAAGCCGCAACGCCAACCAUCGAAGCUGAAAAAAGUGACGAAGACGGAGAACACAACAAGCUUGGUCAGACUGGCGCGGGCGUCGAAGCGAAAGCGCGGCGGCGCUUCUGCAGCUACAGGGGCCGCCUCUGCCCCCUCCUCCAUGAGCUUCCUCGACAACGAGGAGGAGGAGGAUGCGACAACUUACUUUAGCUCCAGCGAGGGCAGCAACAGCCAUUCAAAGAACAUUGUGAAGGAGGAUUCGCCCAUCUUUGACGUGGUCGAGCUGCCUGCCUCGAACGACGAGAUUAUCAUGUGUGACUACGCCCCACCGCUCGCAUUUCGUCCAGCAGCACCGCUACCCUCUCCCCCAACACCAACUCCUGCCAAAAAGGCGAGCUCAGCCGCAGUCCCGGCAGCGGCCGGUGCAACACAGCACACGCUUGGCUCUUUCUUCAACACCGCUGUCGUGAUGUUCCAGAAGUCGUACGUGCGGGAGGUGCAGACAGAGAUGAAGAUCGAAAACGGCGAGUUUGUCUGUUGCGACCUUCCCUGCUACAAGCACAGCUCCACAGGGGAGGUAAUCAGUGAAGACGAGUACCACCAGCGCACUGCUGCGCUGAUUCGCAGCAACUCGCACAGCGCAGCCGGAAGCACCCCGAAUGAGAAGUCCAUCGGUACCUCUAGAGAGUCGCCGUCAUGCCCGGCUGCAGCGCAGAAGACGGAUUCGAGAGGCGCUGUGCAGAAGCGGGGAAAGCAAGAGCAGCUGACAGCGUCGCCGGCCAAGACACUCCUUUCCUUCUUCAAGCCCUCCUUGGCCUGA